AUGGCCGCACUUGCAAUUGCUACCUUCAUACUUAUAUUUGUGUCAAACAGCUUUGCAACAACUGAUUUCGACUAUGUCCUGACACUUCCAGAAAACGUGCAGACAUGUUUCGACAACAGUGCAAAUCUUGCCCAAGUGGACCAUAAAUUGGCAAAAGAUGCUUGUAUUCGAGCAUAUUUCAGCCAAAUCCUUGAGCCUUCAAUAAGAGAUGAGGACUACCUUUUCUUCAAGACCGAGUUUGAAGAUACAAGGUACGGAUUCCAUGGACCACCCACAGGAUUUCGGCGGAGAAUCGAUAUUCGAACUCUCUCUCGGCAGGACAGAAAGGCCGUGUUUGAUGUAUUCCAGGCUCUUUAUGAGAAUGGAGUUUUGGGUCGAUUUGGAAGGGUGCAUAGUCAACAGAUCACGAGGAAGCAUAAAGGAAGGGCUUUUUUACCUUGGCACAGAGUGUUUUUGGCAGCGUUUGAAGAAGAAAUGAGAAAGAUAGAUCCCGAUGUGUCUUUGCCUUACUGGGACUAUACUAUGGACUAUUACAUCCCGUCGCCUGCAACUUCUGUCGUGCGGUCUAGUUGCUUUUUCGGAAAUGGCGUUGGCCUGAUAUCAUCGGGGCCUUUUGCAGGAUGGUCUGGGGGAUAUAACAUUGAGAUUCAGCGAGACCUUGCAAAACCUAAUGGCCAGUGCACUCCAAGACUUAUUGACAAAGCUGACAUAAAAGGAGUGAUGGAUUUUCGCCAAUAUCAAUUUCGACAAAAUCAACAACAGUCUAAUUGCAACAUAGAUCCUGAAACAGAUUACCCAAAUGUCAACCUCGCACAAGACAACAAUACUGGACACGCACGUGAUGAUCCAAUGCAAGCGUUUGAACAUUUGCGUAACAUUGACGGAAUGUGGAACAACUGGACUACAGAUUUCUACUCUUACGAGCCCCAGCCCCAAUGUCCUGAUUGUGGAAAUUCAACCUACCUUUAUUGUGACAAAUGUAUCGACAGCAUCAGGUUUCCAAGCGGAGUUUGUGUGAGCAAACAAAUAUCCGAUUGUAAAGAGAGAGGUCGCAGAUCUGCACCUAAUCUGACACCAUUACACCAUAAGGCAUGUCAUGGAAAGUUUGUCAUAGUGGGCAUGCAAGGCGACGGGCGUGACAGGCAUAACACAGAUGCAGAAAACUGGAAGAUCUUAAGUGCUUUCAUAGGUACACCAUAG
Mya arenaria is the source of this 1200-nucleotide messenger RNA. Its product is annotated as putative tyrosinase-like protein tyr-3. Gene Ontology annotation, molecular function: oxidoreductase activity. NCBI's taxonomy places the organism in Eukaryota, Metazoa, Mollusca, Bivalvia, Myida, Myidae. The record is from RefSeq and is a predicted model, not a curated record. The transcript has 7 exons. The coding region runs from base 1 to 1200 and encodes 399 amino acids.